This is a messenger RNA of Rhododendron vialii, 2673 nucleotides long. RefSeq names its product pentatricopeptide repeat-containing protein At1g62260, mitochondrial. The transcript has a single exon. NCBI's taxonomy places the organism in Eukaryota, Viridiplantae, Streptophyta, Magnoliopsida, Ericales, Ericaceae. Gene Ontology annotation, biological process: RNA modification. The coding region runs from base 162 to 2153 and encodes 663 amino acids. Gene Ontology annotation, molecular function: protein binding; RNA binding. The record is from RefSeq and is a predicted model, not a curated record.
AGGCUUCUUUAACGUUCCUAAAGAAACAAGGCUUCUACAAGGAAGCACAACGUUCUCAGAAGCAGCUCCAACAAACACGGUUGAGCACAAACCAGCAAAGUGGAUUGUCUUACAAUUGCUAUUGAAGAGGGGGAUGGGUCUUGGUGAUCUGUUUUCACAAGAUGUUCAGAAUCAAGGUCACCUUUUUCUUCAGAAGGAGACCUCAAUGGCUGCUCCGCUCAAUCACAAGUUCCAUUCUCAAUAACCCAUGUUCCCUGCCUCUACAUUUCGUGUCGACAUCCACCCAGAAUGAGCAGGCUCCAGAGGUACGUAGACUCAACAGAAAAAUCACGAAUUUCAUUCAAAGUGGCCGACUCGAUGAUGCUAAGAAGCUUUUUGACAAAAUGACUGAACGAAAUACGGUAACAUGGAAUUCAAUGAUUACUGGUUAUGUCCGACGUAGGGAGAUGACUAAGGCAAGGAUGUUGUUCAAUCAAAUACCAGAGAGAGAUGUUGUGUCGUGGAAUUUGAUGUUAUCGGGCUACUUAUCGUGUCGUGGGGGCAGAUAUGUAGAGGAGGGGAGGUACUUGUUUGAUCAAAUGCCAGAGAGAGAUUUUGUUUCUUGGAAUACAAUGAUUACUGGGUAUGCACGGAAUGGGAGGAUGGAUGAAGCAUUGCACCUUUUCAACUGCAUGCCUAAGCGGAAUGUAGUUUCUUGGAACGCUGUGAUUUCCGGUUUUUUACAUAAUGGUGAUGUGAAAAGUGCAAUUGAGUUUUUUGAGAGAAUGCCCGAGCGCGAUGCGGCUUCUCUUAGUGCACUUGUAUCCGGUCUAAUUCAGAAUGGGGAAUUAGACAAAGCUGCUGGAGUCUUACUUGGAUAUGGGGAACGUGCUGGUGGUAGAGAAGAUUUAGUUUAUGCUUAUAACACUUUGAUUGCUGGGUAUGGUCAAAGAGGAAGAGUUGAUGAAGCUCGAUGCUUCUUUGACCAAAUCCCUUGUUCUCUUGAUGGCAGAAUAAGAGAUGGUGAGAGGUUUGGAAGAAACGUGAUCACAUGGAAUUCUAUGAUCAUGUGCUAUGUGAAAGCAGGGGAUGUUGUUUCUGCUCGGGAGCUAUUUGACCAGAUGGUAGAGCGAGACACUUUCUCGUGGAACACCAUGAUCAGUGGUUAUGUUAGCUUGUCGGAUAUGGAAGAAGCAUCAAACCUAUUUGGUAAAAUGCCAGACCCUGAUACAUUGUCAUGGAAUUUGAUGAUCUCGGGUUUUGGCCAGAUCGGUAGCUUGGAACUUGCUUGUGACUUUUUCCGAAGGAUGCCCCAGAAAAACUUAGUUUCAUGGAAUUCCAUGAUGGCAGGGUACGAGAAAAAUGGGGACUGUGAAGGAGCCAUUCAUAUUUUCAUUCAGAUGCAAGCUGAGGGAGAGAAACCCGAUCGACAUACAUUGUCUACUCUUGUAAGUGUUUGUGCUGAAUCAGCGGCCCUACAACUGGGUAUGCAGAUGCAUCAACAUGUCAUAAAGUUGGUUAUCUCUGAUGCUCCACUAAAUAACUCGCUUGUUACUAUGUAUGCAAGAUGUGGCGAGAUUGUCCAAGCAAGGGCCAUCUUCGAUGAGAUGAAUUCCGAGAAAGAGGUUAUCUCUUGGAAUGCCAUGAUUGGAGCAUAUGCAUCCCAUGGAUUUGCGGCGGAGGCUCUAGAACUUUUUGGAGAAAUGAAGAGGCUUAAAUUUCGGCCAACCCAUAUCACGUUCAUAUCAGUUUUGAAUGCAUGUGCUAAUGCUGGGCUUGUGGAAGAAGGCCGGAGGCAUUUCAGAUCCAUGGUGAAUGAGUUUGGUAUUAAGCCAAGAGUGGAACAUUUUGCAGCCCUUGUGGAUAUUUUGGGACGGCAUGGGCAGGUUGAAGAGGCUAUGGGUGUCAUUUGUUGUAUGCCACUUGAGCCAGAUAAGGCUGUGUGGGGUGCGUUAUUGGGUGCGUGUAGGGUGCAUAACAAUGUGGAGUUUGCCCGAGUUGCAGCUGAAGCAUUGGUGAGGCUUGAACCAGAAAGCUCAGCCCCCUAUGUAUUAUUGUAUAAUAUGUUUGCUGAUGUUGGGCUAUGGGAUGAUGCAACUGAAGUGAGGUUGAUAAUGGAGAGAAAUAAUAUUCGAAAGCAACCAGGGUAUAGUUGGGCAGAUUCCUCCGCAUGAUUGCUGAUGUUAUGCACUUGUGUGGGAGUUGUAAUAAGUUUCUUGCAUACUUAAGAUUGAGAUCAGUCAUUGCUAAUUUAGCUAUGGAACAUGUAAGAAGAUCUGCAAACGCAAGGUCAGAACGAGGACAGGACACCGCCACUUGGAACAUGGAGUGAUGGAGUGAUGCUAUUGUGAAUGUAGAGACACAAUGACCCUUCCCCCCCUCCGUGUUGUUAUUUAGGCUUGUGUCUUUGCAGCAGCUUCUGAGACAUUUGGAAACCUAUUGGUUAUUGGUCUGUUACUGAGUAAUUUAUCCAUGUUGCCAGAAGGAGGAAGCUGGAUGCUUACUCAGAUAAGAGUGAGUACGAAUGUGAAUUUUACUUUUAUGUGACCAUAUUCAUUAAAGCAAACAAAAAAUGCUAUGAGGCCCAUAGUUCAAAAUUAGAUUGAUUUCUCUCAUGUAGGAUAUAGAAUCCGGUGACUAGGGAUAGUUCAAUAGCUUAGGAUUCAUUAUAAAGUGUUCACAACAUUGCAAGUA